GCCUCACGACCGCGUCUCCUCCACGUCUGCCCCGCCUACCGUGCCUCUACACUCCCAAUUGCCACCAAUUCUUUCUUCUCUCGGGAUAUUACUAUUCUUCCGGAACCAAUUCCCUCGUCUUCUGCCUCUUCGUCCGUUCUCUUCGCUCGUAAACACGCUGUAACAUGGCCCUCUCUACGCGCCAGCCCUUUGCCGAACUCGGCACCCCGCGACUCCAGGCUCUCUCCAGCGCCAAAAACAGACAGAAUGCUAUUUCGCCAGGCUUCGACUUCUCGUCCCCGCUGAAGCCCUCUUCGACCCCGUCUACUGGCAAGCGCCGAGCCGCAUCCGUGUUUGAAGACGACGACUCAGAGAAUAUCGAUCCCUCAAUCUUCAAUUCUCCGACCAAGAAGUCUAAGACUAGCGAUGGAUUCUCCAAGCCUUCCAAGUUCUCGCUCGUAUCUUCGCCCUCCAAGCCUAGUCCAGCCCUCACGGCCUCGCCUUCUAUCCCGUCUGUCCGCAAGGCUCUCUCCUCGCCAAACACCACCAACUCGACUCCCAUCAACCUGAGCCGCGGCUCCCCGAAGCACAAGCGCAUCGGAGCCAUCUCCAAGCGUCGUGUCUCUAGCUCCCCGUUCCGACGCGUCGACCCGCCCUCGUUCUCGCACAGCAGCCCCGCCCUGCCCUUCUCCAUCGAUGCAGCGCUCAGCGGCACGAUUCCCAACUACACCCCCAAGUCGGCCAUUGCGACUCCGGUUGCCACGCCCAACCAUUCCUCCACGCUUGACGAGUCCAUGCCCAAGUCCUGGUUCUUCGAGAUCCAUGAAGACUCGCCGGAGCAGGAGGCAGCCAACUUGAUGGAGCACUCCGCCUCCGUUCUCGAUAUCAGCUCGGACGACGACUGCGAGACGAAGAGACGGAAUGAGGAGCUCGAGCGCGGCAAGGAGAACAUCCCACCGCCGGACUUCCACCUUGCUCAGCCCCGUGCUGCUCAAUCCGCCGAUGCUAUGGAGAUGUCCGAUGCUACCCCCACCGAGCACGUCAAGCUUCCCCGCCUCCGCAAGAUCGCCCAGGAUGCUAUGGAUGAGGAUCGUAAGCCGUUGUCGGAUCUCCACGCUGCUGACUUCUACGGCGAGGGCUUGGAUGCGUCGUCGUAUGUUACUGUCGAUGCCGGGAUUGAGAAGCCAAGUAGCUUGUCAAAGGAGUUUGACUUUAGCUGCCCGACGCCGGAGAAGGAGAAGCCUCGGGGGACGCUGGAGGCACUACCCGCACCCGAGGAAGCAGAGCCCAUUAAGACCGAGGAGGAGCUUAUUCAGAUCUACGCGGAUGAGCCAGCCCAGGUCGAGCUGCCUGCUGCCGCAGACGCAACCGCGCCCCCCAUGCAGCUCGCGUCAGAACCCCAGGAGGGAUCCAUGCCGGCCCCUUGAGGAACGCCAGCCUUCCGCUCCUCAGCCUCCACACCGCUCCCAUGUCCACCCAAACCUCGCCAUCUGGUCGCUCGAUGUGAUGCAUACAUACGCGUAAAAAGAGGCCGCGGCGUCAAGACUAGUUGUCCCCACUCCCGCGACAGGGCGCCUUCCUUC
Messenger RNA from Trematosphaeria pertusa, 1562 nucleotides. RefSeq lists its product as uncharacterized. The transcript is spliced from 2 exons. The record is from RefSeq and is a predicted model, not a curated record. The coding region runs from base 165 to 1406 and encodes 413 amino acids. NCBI's taxonomy places the organism in Eukaryota, Fungi, Ascomycota, Dothideomycetes, Pleosporales, Trematosphaeriaceae.